Cydia pomonella (codling moth) is the source of this 2264-nucleotide messenger RNA. It is a transcript of the gene gus, whose product is annotated as protein gustavus. The coding region runs from base 379 to 1404 and encodes 341 amino acids. NCBI's taxonomy places the organism in Eukaryota, Metazoa, Arthropoda, Insecta, Lepidoptera, Tortricidae. Gene Ontology annotation, cellular component: SCF ubiquitin ligase complex. The transcript has 6 exons. The record is from RefSeq and is a predicted model, not a curated record. Gene Ontology annotation, molecular function: protein binding. Gene Ontology annotation, biological process: proteasome-mediated ubiquitin-dependent protein catabolic process.
GGUGGAGCCGCGGGCGAGCGGCGGGCGCGUUAUCAUAGGGCGGCACAUGGCAGCCGCGCGGGGGCGCCGGGCGCGAUUGUCAGUCCCACUCGGAGCGACGUACCGACCGAUCGCCUCGCGCGCCGCUAACGCUCCAACUCGCGAAUCUAACAUCUCCGUACACGAACUAUUACAACUUUGUGUUGCUUACUUUCGCGCCUGCAAGCUUUUAAAUUGAAGAAUUCAUUGAUAGAGUUACUAUUUGCCUGUCAAUUAAGUCGCGUUGAACCAUGACACUGCGUUGACAUAGUCGUCAUAAGUCAUCAUAGUGUGUGAAUGUGGUGUUGGGCGCCCCGGCGAGGACUUAGCGGCGCAUGAGCGCGGGCGCCGCCGCAGCGGAUGUCCACGCCGCUGCCCAAGUGGUGGAUCGUGCAGUUUGGAAUGCCAGCAGCUCUUGACCUAACUAGGUACAAGAGCGGGGUGCGCUCAGUGAGGAGCGGGGCCGGCGGCGGCGCGGAAGAGGCGCGGCGCGGCGGCCUCAAGGCGCUGCCGAAGCGCGCCCGCACCCGCUGCAGGGGCAUGAACAUGGGGCAAAAGCUGUCCGGCGGUGUCAAAUCGGUGUCGCGGGAGUGCUCGGCGCCGUACAAGGCGGUGGUCGCGCGCGAGCUGGCGCCCGAGCCGCCGCGCCCGGCGCGCCUCGACGCGCUGCUCGACGCGCCGCCCGCGCAUCCGGAGAUGCAGCUCAAGCAUGCCUGGAACCCGGGCGAUAGAUCACUAAACAUAUUUGUAAAAGAAGAGGACGCGUUAACGUUUCACCGGCACCCGGUAGCGCAGAGCACAGACUGCAUCCGCGGUCGCACUGGCUACUCGCGGGGCCUGCACUGCUGGGAGGUGGUGUGGCCGUCGCGCCAGCGCGGCACGCACGCCGUCGUCGGGGUGGCCACGCAGCACGCGCCGCUGCACUCCGUCGGAUAUCAGAGCCUAGUCGGCGCUACGGAUCAGAGCUGGGGAUGGGACCUCGGGAGAAAUAAGGUAUACCACAACGCGAAAGGCACGGGCGGCAGCGGGACGACGUACCCCGCGCUGCUGCGGCCCGACGAGCAGUUCAUGGUGCCGGACCGCGUGCUGGUGGUGCUGGACAUGGACGAGGGCACGCUGGCCUUCUGCGCCGACGGCCGCUACCUCGGCGUGGCGGCGCGCGGCCUGCGCGGCAAGACGCUGUUCCCCAUCGUGUCCGCCGUCUGGGGCCACGCCGAGAUCACCAUGAAGUACAUCGGCGGCCUCGACCCGGAGCCGCUGCCGCUGAUGGAGCUGUGCCGGCGCGUGAUCCGGCAGCGCGUGGGGCGGCCGCGCCUGCGCGCCGCGGCGGGCCGCCUGGCGCUGCCGCCCGCGCUCACCGCCUACCUGCUGUACCGCGCGCCCUAGUACCACGUGCGGGCGCACCGCGCGCGCCGCCCGCAGCCGUCGCAGCCGUCGCCCGACGCGAGAACCCCGAACGAUACCUAAAUUCAUUCCUAUUUACUCCUCUAAUUUGGUACCUCUACAUUUUUACUCACAAGUAGAUGUUCAAAGUUUAACGAUGACGCUAUAAUCUCCGGAUUAACGCCCCGUUCCAAAACCGUUCCUCGAGUUAUGUACAUAAUAUUUUCGACCCGAACCGUUUCCGAUACGAAACUAGGAGGGUAAAAAAGACACCCUCCCCUCGGUUUCGGAAACACGCCUUCUCGUCAAUAUUCAUAAAACAGCCUCGUACCUUGAGUAAAAAUAAAUAAUUUCAAAUGUGGCUCCGGAUGCCAGACUCUCCGCGAGUGGAAUUCGUAUGUACAAGCCCGUCCGUAGACUAUGCCCGUGGUUAGGCGUCCGCUGAAUUAGCUCAACAUUAAAAACUUGUUCGACGACACUUCAAGCGACUGCUUAUUUUAUCGCUCAGAUUUAGAAAAUUAUAUAUAAAGAGACUACUUGCUAUGUGACUACAAACUCGCGUGUACGCUAACGUACAAACAUCUUUAACCGACGAGUACCGUAAAAUGGGGUGAGUAGGGAUUACGGCGACAGUUGGGUUAUGAAUGGGGUGAGGAAGGAUGACAGAGAGAAGAGAGAGAAGUUGGUUUUUUCAAGCUACUGCUACGUAAAUUAUAUAUUCAAAUAACAAAUCAAGCUAUUUAUAAUGUUCAUAAUCCCGAAGUGUCGAUCCAACAAUUUUCAAAACUCACCUUAGUAAAAAAUCUCCCCUCACCCUUGUUCCAACUAUUUCAUAUUUAUCUUUAAAAUUAUGAAAUUGAACU